Messenger RNA from Phycomyces blakesleeanus NRRL 1555(-), 444 nucleotides. RefSeq lists its product as hypothetical. NCBI's taxonomy places the organism in Eukaryota, Fungi, Mucoromycota, Mucoromycetes, Mucorales, Phycomycetaceae. Bases 1 to 444 code for a protein of 147 amino acids. The transcript has 8 exons. The record is from RefSeq and is a predicted model, not a curated record.
AUGUACAAACGCACAAUGUUGUUUUGUGUGUGUAUUAAGCAUUGUACUGCACUCUGUAUUAGUAGGGCAAAAAUACCUAUAGGAAAGAUCGGACCGGGAUGGACCGAUUCACACCAAUUUUGCUCCACUCAUCUAUGCAUAAAUAGUACAAAAAGCGCGGCAGUAAAUUAUCCCCCAAUUACAUUUACAGCCCGGAAGAAAGUGAAUAUAUGUAUAUUUAUAUACUUUUUAACCACUGUUGAUAUUGCUAUUGCUAUUGCUAUUGCUAUUGCUAUUGCUAUUGAUAGUGGCAUUGAUAUUGGCAUUGCUACUGCUAUUGUUAUUGCUUACAGUAUAUCUUUAAGUGUACAGGUGUACAGGUGUGUAUGUGUAUGGGCAUGCGUAUUUGUGUGUAAUUCAAAAGCUUCUGGUGAAAACCUUACUCUAACUAUAAAUUCAAAUUAA